Molecule: messenger RNA, 1262 nt
Organism: Pyrenophora tritici-repentis Pt-1C-BFP
Lineage: Eukaryota; Fungi; Ascomycota; Dothideomycetes; Pleosporales; Pleosporaceae
Product: bZIP-1 multi-domain protein
Biological process (GO): regulation of DNA-templated transcription
Cellular component (GO): RNA polymerase II transcription regulator complex
Molecular function (GO): transcription cis-regulatory region binding; DNA-binding transcription activator activity, RNA polymerase II-specific
Source: RefSeq, a predicted model, not a curated record
AUGGCGCCCACCUACCCUCCACCCGGCGCGGUCAACGAGUAUCCUUCUCCUGCUGCCUCCCGCCGCCCCUCGGAAUGCUUUUCUGAGAUGAGCAUGGACAGCAGCAGGAGAGGUAGCCUCGCUGGCUUUGCGUCGGAUAUGGAGAGUGCAGGGCAAUGGCAAUCAUUAGGCAGCGAUACCAAGAGUCCUCUAGCCCAAUUUGGUUUCUUCAAGAGCCUGACGGACAAGAAGACUACGAGAGAUGGUCAACCACCCAAGAGAAGGGGUCCCAAGCCUGAUAGUAAGCCCGCCUUGACUAGGCGACAAGAGCUGAACCGUCAGGCACAGAGAACACAUCGUGAAAGGAAGGAGCUGUACAUCAAGGCCCUCGAACAAGAGGUUAUCCGCCUAAAGGACACAUUCGCUACUACAUCGAGGGAACGCGACGCCUUUGCCGAAGAGAACCGGAGACUACGAGAACUGCUCAUGGCGCAUGGCAUCUCUUUCGAACACAUGACGUCUCCAACGAACGGAAUGGGCCAGGUCGGCAGCUCCACGUAUGGAAGUUCCAACGGCAGCAUUUCAGGCUACGGGCCAGGGUCAGCAUCAACCGGUUAUACAUCACCACCAACCAACGGAUCGGCCUCCCACGAUGGCAUGGGCGGCCAGGGUAUGACUCUUCAGCAGCAAGCCCAACAACCGAACCAUCACCAGCACAACGGACUGGACUAUGACCAAAUUGGCAUUGACUUCGUUCUAACACUCGAGCGACCCUGCAUGGACCACAUGCAAUUCCUUAUGGUACGUGCCCACGAAGCCGACGACAACAUCAGCGGCCAUGCGCUCAUGGCGACGGCACCCCCUGAUGCGCACAUCACGAACUGCCCAGAGGAGAAGUACCCCCAUCAGAUGCCGGACGUCAAGAUGCCGGACUUGAUGAAACUGCUGGACCUCAGCAACCGUCUACCCCUUGAUGGGGAGAUUACGCCCAUUAUGGCCUGGGCGAAAAUUAUCCAAAACGAAAACUUUCGCACCCUGUCGAAAGAGGACAUUGAGCUCAUGAAAGGAGAGCUUCUCGCCAAAGUCCGAUGUUACGGCUUUGGUGCAGUCCUUGAAGAGUUCGAAGUCAGCGACGCUCUGAUGACUGUCCUUGCUGGCAAGUUCUCAAACGGUGCCACACCCUUGGCUUAAUGUUUAUUUCGAAUGACGACGUACUUUCCUAUGUUCUUGAUAAUUAGUAAUCUUCGCUUCCCUUUUUGAUAUGAAAAAAAUAAGCAUUUUCU